Messenger RNA from Spirometra erinaceieuropaei, 591 nucleotides. Lineage: Eukaryota; Metazoa; Platyhelminthes; Cestoda; Diphyllobothriidea; Diphyllobothriidae. The record is from the annotation of a GenBank genome assembly.
AUGGUGCUUGUGACUGUGGAACUAGCGCGCUACAAGGUGGACAUCGCUGCACUCAGUGAGACCGCGUUUUCCGGACAAGGUCAACUAGAGGAGGCUGUGUCGGCUACACCUUCUUCUGGCGCGAUCGCCCCAGGGCAGGGCGAUGGGACGCGGGUGUCGCCUUUGCAAUCCAAAGUGACAUCGUGGGACGCCUGCCCUGUCUGUCGCAAGGUAUCAGUGAUCGCCUGAUGUGCUUCCUCUUGCCUCGUCAAAGAGGUAAAUUCGCACCACCGUCAGCCUCUACGCUCCCCCACCCUGAUAACCAGCCUUGACGAGGCGAGGAACAAAUUCUACCAGGAUCUGCACGCUCUCCUGGCGUCUGGGCCGGAGGCGGAUAAAAUGAUUGCCUUUUGUAAUUUCAACGUCCAUGUCGGCACAGACCAUGCUACCUGGAGAGGAGUGUUAGGUUCCCAUGAUGUCAACGGCUCCAACGACAAUGGCCUGAUCCUCUUCCGCACCUGCGCAGAACACCGUAUCAUCCUGACGAACACCUUCCUCUGUCUGCCGGAGCGAGAGAAGGCCACCUGGAGGCAUCCUCGGUCGCGUCAGUAA